Nycticebus coucang (slow loris) is the source of this 4208-nucleotide messenger RNA. RefSeq names its product neuralized E3 ubiquitin protein ligase 1 (gene NEURL1). Gene Ontology annotation, biological process: negative regulation of Notch signaling pathway; nervous system development. Bases 421 to 2145 code for a protein of 574 amino acids. NCBI's taxonomy places the organism in Eukaryota, Metazoa, Chordata, Mammalia, Primates, Lorisidae. Gene Ontology annotation, cellular component: postsynaptic density; plasma membrane. The record is from RefSeq and is a predicted model, not a curated record. The transcript is spliced from 6 exons. Gene Ontology annotation, molecular function: ubiquitin protein ligase activity.
GGCCGAGCCGCUGAGCGCCCGCGCCUGGAGCCCUGACUCUAUGGCCCCCGGGGAGAGCGCCAGAGCCGCCGCGCCGCCCACCACCAGUUGGAACCCGAGCGCCAGCGGGAGGAGGAGGGGAGCCCCGGGCGCCGCCGGCCCCGGUCCAGGGGCCAGCCCGCGGCCCCCGCCCCCGCUGCGGGGCAUGGGAAGCAGGUAGCCCGCUAGUGCUAGGACGCCCGCGGCGGGCAGGACCCGCUGAGCACUGCGAAGCCCACAGCCAGGGAGGAGAGCAGCGGCCCGCCCGCCCCCGGCCGCAGCCCCAGCAGGGCCCUCCCCUGGCGGCACGCACCCGUGCGCGCACACCCCGCACACAAGACCUCCGCUCCCGCCCGGUCUCGCCGGCCCCCGCGAGCGCCGAUCCCUUUGGGGCCUGAUGCCAUGGGUAACAACUUCUGCAGUAUCCCCUCUCUGCCCCGAGGAAACCCGAGCCGGGCACCGCGGGGCCACCCGCAGAACCUCAAAGACUCCAUUGGGGGCCCUUUCCCGGUCAACCCUCACCGAUGCCACCACAAGCAGAAGCACUGCCUGCCAGUGCUGCCUGGUGGGGGCCUCCCGGCCACCCCGCUGCUCUUCCACCCCCACACCAAGGGCUCCCAGAUCCUCAUGGACCUCAGCCACAAGGCCGUCAAGAGGCAGGCCAGCUUCUGCAACGCCAUCACCUUCAGCAACCGCCCGGUCCUCAUCUACGAGCAAGUCAGGCUAAAGAUCACCAAGAAGCAGUGCUGCUGGAGUGGGGCCCUGCGGCUGGGCUUCACCAGCAAGGACCCGUCCCGCAUCCACCCUGACUCGCUCCCCAAGUACGCCUGCCCUGACCUGGUGUCCCAGAGCGGUUUCUGGGCCAAGGCGCUGCCCGAGGAGUUUGCCAACGAGGGCAACAUCAUCGCUUUCUGGGUGGACAAGAAGGGUCGCGUCUUCCACCGCAUCAACGACUCUGCCGUCAUGCUCUUCUUCAGUGGAGUCUGCACGGCAGACCCGCUGUGGGCCUUGGUGGACGUCUAUGGCCUCACGCGGGGCGUCCAGCUGCUUGACAGCGAGCUGGUGCUCCCGGACUGCCUGCGGCCGCGCUCCUUCACCGCACUGCGGAGGCCGUCGCUGCGGCGCGAGGCUGACGAGGCGCGUCUCUCGGUGAGCCUGUGCGACCUCAACCUGCCGGGCGCCGACGGCGACGACGGGACGCCUGCUGCCGGCUGCCCCAUCCCGCAGAACUCGCUCAACUCGCAGCACAGCCGCGCGCUGCCGGCGCAGCUCGACGGCGACCUCCGUUUCCACGCGCUGCGCGCCGGCGCGCACGUCCGCAUCCUGGACGAGCAGACGGUGGCGCGCCUGGAGCACGGGCGCGAUGACCGCGCGCUCGUCUUCACCAGCCGGCCGGUGCGCGUGGCCGAGACCAUCUUCAUCAAGGUCACGCGCUCCGGCGGCGCUCGGCCGGGCGCGCUGUCGGUGGGCGUCACCACGUGCGACCCCGGCUCGCUGCGGCCGGCGGACCUGCCCUUCAGCCCCGAGGCCCUCGUGGACCGCAAGGAGUUCUGGGCAGUGUGCCGCGUGCCAGGGCCCCUGCACAGCGGUGACAUCCUGGGCCUGGUGGUCAACGCCGACGGGGAGCUGCACCUCAGCCACAACGGAGCGGCCGGCGGCAUGCAGCUGUGCGUGGACGCCUCGCAGCCGCUCUGGAUGCUCUUCGGCCUGCACGGGGCCAUCACGCAGAUCCGCAUACUCGGCUCCACCAUCCUGGCAGAGCGGGGUGUCCCAUCACUUCCCUGUUCCCCUGCUUCCACACCAACCUCGCCCGGCGCCCUGGGCAGCCGCCUCUCUGACCCCUUGCUCAGCACAUGCAGCUCUGGACCUCUGGGGAGCUCUGCUGGUGGGACGGCUCCCAACUCACCAGUAAGCCUGCCUGAGUCGCCAUUGACCCCAGGCCUGGGCCAGUGGAGCGAUGAGUGCACCAUCUGCUAUGAACAUGCGGUGGAUACGGUCAUCUACACAUGUGGUCACAUGUGCCUCUGCUACGCCUGUGGCCUGCGCCUCAAGAAGGCCUUGCACGCCUGCUGUCCCAUCUGCCGCCGCCCCAUCAAGGACAUCAUCAAGACUUACCGCAGCUCCUAGCCUGCUGUGGCGGCCCACCCCGCAUGCCCAGCAGGGCCCUUUCUCUUCCCCAUUUUGGAAACAUUUUCCUUCUCCAUUAAACAUAGGAAACUGAGGCCCCUGAAGGUCUAAGGGGAGAAGGGGUUUCAGGCAGGGAGGUGGGGGGCAGAGGGGAAGGGAAGAGGCUGAAUUUUCCCUCUCUUUCCCUUCUUGCACCCAGCUCUUUCCUGCAUGCUGAGGGGCUAAAUCGGGGUCUUAGCCUCUUCUAAUCCUUGUCCAGCUAGGGCAGAUUUCUAGGAGGCACCUUUGUGAGAAUUAGAAAACAUGUACCUUUUUGGGGAUAGAUGGAACCUUGAGCCAGGGCAUGUGGCUUAGCUAGUGGAGUGUGGACUAGGCUUUGGCCUCUGCUCCCUCAGCUAGCUGCUCUUAAGCAGAGCACAACCUGCUCAGCUGCAGCCCUGCCCCGGGCAGGUACCUCCUGAGCUGCUCUGACCUAUACCCACCUUCCCUUUCCUUUCUUCCCUGCCCACUGGGCCUGGCAGCUAGGGGUGAGAAAGCUGGUGGAUCCUUCCACCAUGGCAGGCUGCAGCCUCCAUGCCAUGUCUCUCUCCCACUCACCCAGAUGGGUGGAGAGACAUGCUGUAGAGGACUUCAGGCUCUGGGUCCCUGGCUUCAGCUCUGGUUGAGAGGAGGAGGAUCCCUUUCUGGGAUCCUGCCCCAGUCAGGGUCUGGAGGUAGCUGUUUGGUGUGGGCUGUGUUCUGUCAAGGUCUCUAAGAACAGGUGUGCAGCUACCUUCUCUCACCUGUCCUCCCACAUCUCAGCACUGUCCUGGGCCUGAGCGGAUUCUCAGAAGCUUCAGAAUGCCUGGGAGGGGCCAGGGCCCUGGGUCGGAAGGGGAGGAGAGGAAGCCAUCAUCCCAUUAUCCUUGGGUUGGGGUGAACAGCUUACUUGUACUGAGACCAGCCUUUUUCCUUUAUUUAUUUAUUUAUUUGGUUUUUGAGUUGUUUGUGGGUGCAUUCCCAUUCCCUGGGAAUGCUGUCCUGGUGUGUGGGGUGCUUGGCGAGAGGAAAUAGUAGCGGAGGUAGUCAGCACUCAUGUCGUCUCCAGACUCCAGCCACAGUCUCACAGCCAGCUCUGCUCACCAUGGAUGGGAACUCCAUAAAAAGGGGUCAAAGUGGGAGGCCUCUUGGCAAAUUGUAUCCAUUUGACAGAAAGGCAAACUGAGCCUCCUUAAUUCCCUGGGGCUCGUAGAUUACCCAGAGCCACAAAGUGCUCUUCCACCCUGGGCUGGGUCAUCAUGAUUGGCUCAGGUAUAUCAGGUGGCCCCCAAGGACAUAAGUUUCAGGCAGGCUGAGGGCAGGCCAGGAAACAGGACUAGGGGACCUUACCAUGGUGGGUCUGGGGCCCUGUUUAGGGAAGGGAAGGGCUGGUACCCAGCACUUCUGGGUUUUGGGGAGGGAGCACCCCAGCUCUUCUUAGGUCACAGUCACCUUAGCCCUGCCCAUACUGUCUGGGCUAGGACAUCUCGAGUCUUGGUCUGGCCUUCUCCAGCCCCCUCAGAUGGCUUUGUAUGUGUGUGUGUCCUUAAGAGACUGUCCCUGUGACAGGCAUGGCAUGGGGUUUUAGACUUGGCCACUGACCAGUUGUGUGGCCCUAGCUAGGUCACAGACCCUCUGAACCUCAGCCCCAACUCUGUCAAAUGACUGGGGGAGGGAAGCAGACUUUGUGACUCUUGGGAGUUCUUCAGAGAGGGGCUGUCUGGGGUGAGUGGACUCCAGGGUUGGCCUUUGUGCUGGCUCUGCAGUGGGCCUCUGGGGAAGUCAUCAUUCCACUCUGGGUUUCUCUCCCCUAGUGCUGACCCUGGGAGGUCCCUUCUGUGGGAGUGGAGUGGGGCUGGCCAGCAGCUCCACCCCAUCAGGGUCCCAUUCCAGAGCAAAGAAGGGUCUUAAGCACAAGGGCUGGAGGGUCGGUGAGAGGAAGCCAUCAUCCCAUUGUCUGUCAGUGCAUGGGUUGGGUUGCUGCUCCUCCUUUGUGAACUCGGGUGGCUGUAAUUGUGAAUAAAGGUGAUUUCGUACCAGCCUGA